Dictyostelium purpureum is the source of this 1116-nucleotide messenger RNA. RefSeq lists its product as uncharacterized. Bases 1 to 1116 code for a protein of 371 amino acids. The transcript has 5 exons. Lineage: Eukaryota; Evosea; Eumycetozoa; Dictyosteliales; Dictyosteliaceae. Gene Ontology annotation, molecular function: iron ion binding; monooxygenase activity; oxidoreductase activity, acting on paired donors, with incorporation or reduction of molecular oxygen. The record is from RefSeq and is a predicted model, not a curated record.
AUGAAAAGUAUUGUUGGUCAUUCUUUUACAAAAAUGAACUUAACAGUUUAUGUUUCUUUGUUUGAAAAGCAUAUGAAGUUAUUAUUAUUAAAUAUGAAUGAUAAUCAAAAAUUUUCUCCAACAAUUUUAAUACCUAAAUUUAGCUUAAAUGUUAUUAUUGAAAUCUUAAUAUCAAAAGAAAUUCCAUAUAGUGACAGAGAAGAUUCAGUUCUAACACAACUGAUUAACCCAGUAAAAGAACUAUCAGAUAGUUUGUCCAUUGAUAUUUCUGAUUAUAUCAGUAUUUUUAAACCAUUUUUUUAUUUUAAAAGAUUAAAAUAUAAAAAUACUGCAAAACAUGUUUUUAAUUUAAUGAAUGAAAUAUAUAUGGAUCAUUUUGAAACUUUAGAUUAUAAAAAACCCAGAGAUGUAAUGGAUGAGUUAAUUAUUGAAACUGAAGGUGAUCAAAAAUCUGUUAUCCAUGUUUGUUUAGAUAUUUUUGCUGCUGGUGUUGAUACAUCUGCGCAUUUUAUUGAGUUUCUAUUGUUAUAUUUGACAAACCAUCCAGAGUAUCAAGAAAAGAUCUAUCAAGAAAUUAUGACAAUUGUAAAUGAUAAUAAAAGUCUUGAUUUUAUAUUUUACAAAGAUUGUGACAUAAAUAAAUUGGAGUUUUUGGAUGCAUGCAUUAAAGAGACAUUACGGUUACGUCCUAUUGUUUUCUUGGGUCUUCCUAGAGUUGCAACUGAAGAUACAAUGAUUAAAGAUAUUUUUGUACCAAAAGGAACCCAAAUUAUAGGGAAUGUAUUUGGUAUAUUAAAUUCUGAAAGUUAUAUUAAAUCUCCUUCAAUAUUUAAACCUGAAAGGUGGAUUGAAUAUUAUAGAGCCAAAAAACAAAACCCAAAUGUUUUUGAAAAUAGUCUAUAUAACAAUCUUGAUAAAAUUAGUGUUCAUUUUGGUAUUGGAAAUAGAAGUUGUUUAGGGAAAAAUCUUACAGUUAUCCAAGCAAUUGUUUGUAUUACAAACAUUUUAUAUAAAUAUAAAUUAGAACCAUUUGAUGGGAAAUUAAUUGAUGAUACAGAACAAUGGAGUGUUGUAAUUAAACCAAAACAUUAUAAUUUAAAAUUAAUUAAAAGAUAA